AUGCGCGCCAGGCUGUUCCCCGCCGGUGCCGCCGGCGUGGCCCCAAUGGCCCUCGGCAGCGUCGCCGCCAGCCGCAACCUCUCCCUCUGGGGCUGGGGCAGCAGCAAGGCCAGCGAGCAGGCCGCCGAGGAGGCUCGUCAGGCAGCGGCCGCCGCGCAGGAGCAGCAGGCCGCAGCCUCGAGCGCCACGGACGCCGCGACCGACAACAUAUCCGCCGCCGCGCCGCCGCCGCUCGCCGGGAGCGACCUGAGCGACUUUGGCGGCGCUGCCGCCGACGGCGGCCUGAGUGCUACGGACAUCCUCGACCUGUCGCCGGACGAGCCGGGCUACCUCAAUGCGCUGGGCCUGGACAACGGCUGGGGCCCGACGUCCGUGAUGCAGUGGGUGCUCGAGAACAUCCACCUGGAGACGGGCUGGGGCUGGGGCGCAAGCAUCGUGGCGUCGGCCUUUGUGCUGCGCGCCGCGAUGUUGGUGCCGCACAUCCUGCAGAUGCGCAACGGCGGCCGCAUGGCGUACAUGCAGGCGGACCCGCGCGCGGGCGAGAUGAGCCGCCUGACCAAAGAAGCGCUUGCCGCGGGCGUCGACGGCAUGGAGAAGCGCCAGCAGGCCAAGCUCAUCGGCGACCUGCUCAAGAAGGAGUACGGCGUCAACCACAUGACCAUGCUCGGGCUCCUCAUACAGUUCCCCUUCACCAUCGGCCUCUUCAAGCUCGUCCGCCAGAUGGGCAACCUGCCCGUGCCCGGCAUGGAGUCGGCCGGCUUCCUGUGGUUCACCGACCUGACCGCCCGCGACCCCCUGUUCAUCCUGCCCGCGCUCGCGGCGGGCGUCAUGGUUCUUUCGCUACAGCUUGGCCAAAAAUACAUGGCCGAUGCGCAGCGGAAGAUGAUGAAGCCCAUGAUGUGGGUGAUGGGAAGCAUCGGUUUCGUCGCCACCACCUUCCUCGCCGCCGGCGUCAACCUCAUGGGCAUCGCCUUCGCCAGCGCCACCCUCUUCACCUCCCUCAUCCUCGAGAUUCCCUUCCUGCGCCGCAAGUUCGGCCUCCUCAUGGGCCCGCCCCCCAACCCCGCCUCGGCGACCACCCCCUCCGCCGCCGCCGCCGCAUCAUCCUCGUCUAUUCCCGCCCACAUCCCCAAGGGCAUCCGCUACGAGGCGCCGCGCGGCGCGGCGCCCCCUACGCGCACGACCGCCGAGGAGGUCGUCAAGCCGCUGAGCUUCACCGAGCGCGUCAACAGCAGCCUCAACGACGCCAAGCAGGGCAUGUCGCAGCAGCUCGGCAGCUUCGGCGGCCGCUUCGCGGCCACGGACGCGGAGAAGGCGGAGCGCGACCGCAAGGAGCUCAUGAAGAAGCUCGAGGACAAGCGUCAGCAGCAGGAGCGCGACGAGUUCAGCCGGAAAUACAAGGGCAAAAAGUAA
This is a messenger RNA of Cordyceps fumosorosea ARSEF 2679, 1413 nucleotides long. Its product is annotated as Membrane insertion protein, OxaA/YidC. Gene Ontology annotation, biological process: mitochondrial respiratory chain complex IV assembly; protein insertion into mitochondrial inner membrane from matrix. Gene Ontology annotation, molecular function: membrane insertase activity. The record is from RefSeq and is a predicted model, not a curated record. Lineage: Eukaryota; Fungi; Ascomycota; Sordariomycetes; Hypocreales; Cordycipitaceae. The transcript is spliced from 2 exons. Gene Ontology annotation, cellular component: mitochondrial inner membrane. Bases 1 to 1413 code for a protein of 470 amino acids.